AUGAGUUCCAGUGGAAGCCCCUCCCUCCCCAAAAUGACCACUAGACAUCGCAAGGGCAGCGAGCACCUUGAAAGAUCGCCUCGCCUAUCUCCUUCACACGAAAGCCCGACUACCCCCCGCGACGAAAUCGCCGCAACCGCCAUCCUGGCCGCCAUCCAAGACUCUGCGCCUGCUUCGGCUUUGGACAGACUCGCAGACCACGAUUUACCCUCCUUCCGAUCGGUCAUGGAGGAAGCUACCGCCCUCGCCAACCUCGCGUUGCCGCAGACCAACAUCGAGCCCAUCUCCCGACCCAGUUCGACCUCGACCUCGGAAUCUGCAUCCGCGUCUCUGCCCCAGUUGCCAGGCAUCUCGGCGCUCGCCCAGGCCAAUUCCGCGACAAGUUCGCCACAGAUGCGAGAAGCCAUUCCCGCGACCGCUCCCGCCGCAUCCACACCGACACACGCGCCCGCGCCCGCGCCUGCACCAGCGCCUGCUCCCGCGCCGACGCCGACCUACGCCUCUGGCGGAGGCUCCACUACCGUAUGUCGUCUCCCCUUUCCUAUCGUUCCCCCUGAAAAGCCAAUCCCGAAAGCGCCCAAGAGCAUCCGUACCUAA
Messenger RNA from Colletotrichum higginsianum IMI 349063, 597 nucleotides. Its product is annotated as GATA zinc finger. NCBI's taxonomy places the organism in Eukaryota, Fungi, Ascomycota, Sordariomycetes, Glomerellales, Glomerellaceae. Bases 1 to 597 code for a protein of 198 amino acids. The record is from RefSeq and is a predicted model, not a curated record. The transcript has 3 exons.